This is a messenger RNA of Catharus ustulatus (Swainson's thrush), 1331 nucleotides long. It is a transcript of the gene TPPP3, whose product is annotated as tubulin polymerization promoting protein family member 3. Gene Ontology annotation, cellular component: microtubule. The record is from RefSeq and is a predicted model, not a curated record. Gene Ontology annotation, biological process: microtubule polymerization; microtubule bundle formation; positive regulation of protein polymerization. Gene Ontology annotation, molecular function: tubulin binding. The transcript has 4 exons. Bases 109 to 639 code for a protein of 176 amino acids. NCBI's taxonomy places the organism in Eukaryota, Metazoa, Chordata, Aves, Passeriformes, Turdidae.
CCAUGGCGGCGCCUUAAACAGGCGGCGUUGGCCGCCCCCGCCCGCCUCAGAGCGCGGCGCCGGGAGGUGAGCGAGUGACCGGGAGGUGCCUGAGUGACCGGGAGCCCCAUGGCUGGGAACGCUGAGAUGGCAUCUCUGGAAGAAAGCUUCCGCAAAUUCGCCAUCUACGGUGACACCAAGGCAACGGGGCAGGAGAUGAAUGGGAAGAACUGGGCUAAGCUGUGCAAAGACUGCAAAGUCACCGAUGGCAAAAGUGUCACCAGCACCGACGUGGACAUUGUCUUCUCCAAGGUGAAAGGGAAGACAGCCCGUGUCAUCAACUACGAGGAGUUCAAGAAGGCUCUGGAGGAGCUGGCCCCCAAGAGGUUUAAGGACAAGAGCAAAGAGGAGGCGUAUGAAGCCAUCUGCCAGCUGGUGGCAGGGAAGGAGCCCAUUAACGUGGGCGUCACGAAAGCCAAGACAGUGGGAGCCGUGGAGAGGCUGACGGACACCUCCAAGUACACGGGCUCCCACAAGGAGCGCUUCGACGAGAGCGGCAAAGGCAAGGGCAAGAGCGGGCGGGAGAACAUCGUGGACACCAGCGGCUACGUCAGUGCCUACAAGAACGCGGGCACCUACGACGCCAAAGUCAAAAAGUAGGGACGGGUGCCCGUGGCACCACCGGCCCGGUCCCUGCCGCCGGCCGUGGGUCGGUGUUGAGCCCUGGGACGUGCCCGUGAGUGGGGCCCGGGGGGGCUGCGCUGGGGCCAGCCCAGGCUGCCGGGAUGUCUGCCGGCCGCCCAGCGCUGGGGGGAUCGGGGAGGUCGCCGUGCUCUGUCCCCACCCUGUGCUGUGAUCCCCCCGCCUGUGCCCUCCUGUGUCCCCCGUGCUGUCACCCCCAGCCCCACACCGUACUAACAGCACUGCUCCUCAGGGCUCCCCUGCCCCGCCGGCACCCACACCUUCCCUACCUCAGCCCCGGCUUUCGGGGCAUCCUCCCUUGUCCCACGGGGGCCCGCAGCCCGUCCUCCCCUCCCGGGGACCUGCCUUAACCCCGCGCCACUUACACCACAGCCGCCUCCUUCCUUCCCCAGCGGUGCCCUCCCCUCGGGGCUGCCCGCCUGACUCUGCCGCUUGCCCAGCACCUGCGGUGCCGUUUGUGCCGGAGCUGCCGGGAUGCUCCCGGCCCGGCCCCAGGAUGCACCCCGGGAGAGUUUGGUGUUGCCUGGCCGUCGGCAAAGGUCUCCGACCUGAGUCCCUAUGGCCUCCCGCUGCCUUCGUGAAGCCCAAACCAAAGGAUGCUGCAGACCCACGCUGUAACCCGGCUCUGCAAUAAACCCCGUCCGCACUGA